ACCUUCUUUCAACCUUCUGUCGUUCUUUGCGACGCACAGCAGCCCAGACAAUCGAGGCCUGAACCAUUCCCCCAUAGUAGCAGUGCCCACUCCCAACAGUGCAUCCCUCGGACUCCAGCACCGAAAUGCCCUCCAACCCCACACCCUCUGCAUCCGCCGCCAACCCACCUCCUCCUUCAACCACACCCCGCUUCAACCAGUGGCACAACACAUUCCCACCCAUCAGACCCACCGCCAAGACCCGAGCGUCCAAACGACCGCGCGACCGAGAUGAUGCGCCCUCGCAGGAGACACGGGCUGGAAAAUCUAUCGCGAGGAGGGUUGCGGAUAAUGGGGUGAUGAAUUGGGAUGCGUGGGAUAUGGAUGCGUGGAAGGGGAUGAACGCCGGGUUUGAUAUUGAUAACGAGAGAACAGAUGAACAGGAAGCACCAGAGACGGACACGACAAUGGUCAUGCCAUCGAACCCCAUCACGCAGGACAGAAGCAAUUGGCUCGUCCCGCAGGUGGUGAAGAUCGGGGCGGUCGUGGCUGCGAGUCAGAUUACGGUUUGUUCUCGCUUUUUGAUCUCGCAUACCGCCGGGCGUCUUAUUUUGUUUUUUGUGGAAUUGUUGGGUAGUGCGUGUAUGGCCGGAUCGUAUCCAUCGGAAAAAUCUUCCAUUGCAAACCGAAAGGUAACGCACACACCCGGCAUCAUACAUGUCGCAAACAUCCAAUUCCCCACCUAUAGGAACAGACCCCUCGCCCGUCCUGCACACAUUCAUCGUAAAAGACGACGUAAGUUCAGCACCGUUCGCAUUUUAAAAGUUCAGGGCAACAACUGGACCCUCACAAGUUCGUCAUGCAAAAAGACCGGGUUAGCCCUCGUGAAAUGCUACGCGAGCACUCCAGAACGCGAGCAGGAACUGGCGGGUAUCUCUGUACGUUACCCCAUGAUUACCCAUAACAUAAACCCACAAACCUCAUACCUCCCCUAUACAGCUUAACGCAGUCGUCAAAGGUAACGUGCCCUCACUGCUCUCAUACCCUCAUCACCAGCAUGUCAUAUAUCCUCCCCAACAGUCCAAGCCUCCCAAACCUACCACACCCACCGGUCCCCAUCCUCCUUCACUCCGGGGCCCACAUAUGUAUCCCAGCAACAGCGACGACACACGCACACCCAACCACAGAUAGAAUUCAGGAUAACCAAAAAGGACCCCUCGGCGAUGUUUGAGCGGGUUGGGGAGGGGAUCGUCAAUGUUGGUGCCGCUGUG
This is a messenger RNA of Fimicolochytrium jonesii, 1250 nucleotides long. RefSeq lists its product as uncharacterized. The transcript is spliced from 3 exons. Lineage: Eukaryota; Fungi; Chytridiomycota; Chytridiomycetes; Spizellomycetales; Powellomycetaceae. The coding region runs from base 126 to 983 and encodes 285 amino acids. The record is from RefSeq and is a predicted model, not a curated record.